Messenger RNA from Glycine soja, 759 nucleotides. RefSeq lists its product as uncharacterized. The record is from RefSeq and is a predicted model, not a curated record. The coding region runs from base 1 to 759 and encodes 252 amino acids. NCBI's taxonomy places the organism in Eukaryota, Viridiplantae, Streptophyta, Magnoliopsida, Fabales, Fabaceae. The transcript has a single exon.
AUGGCUUCCAAUGGCCCUUUUCCAGCGAAUCUCCCAGUUCUCACUGGCAAGAACUUCAGCAAGUGGCAAGUUCAGAUGAAAGCCUUGUUUGGCUUCCAAGAUUUAACUGAUAUUGUUGAAAAUGGUGUAGAAGUUCCAAGAGACAAUGCUCCUGAUGCACAAAAGGUAGGAUUCAAAGAAUUAAAGAAGCGGGAUUGCAAAGCAUUGGUGAUUCUUCAUCAGUGUGUUGAUGAUAUCCACUUUGAGAAGAUUGCAGGUGCAACUACUACAAAAGAAGCCUGGGACAUGUUGAACAAAGCCUAUGCUGGUGCAAAAAAAGUCAAGAAAGUGCGCUUACAAACCAUGAAGAGACAGUUUGAACUGCUGCAGAUGGAAGAGAAUGAAGGUAUUGGAGAUUUCUUUGGUAGAUUACAAGUUCUUACUAAUUCAAUGAAAGGUUGUGGUGAGAAAUUCACUGAUCUAAUACUGAUUGAAAAAGUAUUAAGAUCAUUGAAUCUAAAAUUCGACCACAUUGUGGUUGCUAUUGAGGAAUCAAAGGAUUUGAAAUCCAUGAGCAUUGAUGAAUUACAAGGUUCCCUCAAAGCCCAUGAGCAAAGAUUGCAAGAAAGGAAUAAUUGUAAUACACAGCCUGUUGAAACAGCUCUUCAAGCUCAACAAAACCCGAAGAACUCUGGAAAUGAAUCAUCCAGAGGAAAGAGAGGCAGAUUCAAGAACUCAAGAGGAAAAGGCAACCAUGGAUCAAGAGAGCACUCAGAUUAG